AUGUGCCAAGUCAGGCUCGGCCCACGGACAAGCGUCCGGUUGCUUCAAAGUAAGGCGGACGCAGCGACACGGCAGAGGUGGUCUUCUGAGCCCCUUCACGCGCCGACGAUGCAUCGUGGUAGCCGUUUGGGCAUCACCGGCCUUGUGGUCGCGGUGGGGCUGCUGCUCUUGGGAUCCGCGACAGAGGCCGACCGCGGGAGCAACUCCGCCGCCGCCUUCGUCCAAAACGUCGUCUACUCCAACAGGAUCGCCAUCUUCUCGAAAUCCUAUUGCCCGUACUCUUCACGCGCUAAGCGAGUUUUCAGUGAGCUACAGGAGAAGCCGUUUGUUAUAGAGCUUGAUCUUCGGGAUGAUGGCCGAGAAAUUCAAAAUGUUCUGCUAGAUUUAGUUGGCCGCUACACUGUACCUCAAGUAUUUAUCAAUGGUCAACAUGUUGGUGGCUCAGAUGAAACUUUGGAUGCACUUGCAAAUGGUCAGCUUCAGAAACUUCUUGGGAAGAGUUCCAUAUAGUUAUUACCGGUGAUGCUAAUAACUGUAGCAAAGGUGGAAACAACAUACAAGUUCAUCUUCAGAUCAAAAAGCAAUCUUUUCUCCUGGAAUGUUUUGAUGUUUAUGCUCUUAAGUUUAGAGUGGCUGGAAUUAUAAAAUAUGCAGGAAUAUUGAUGAUCAUUUUGUACUAUUGCUAAUGUUACUGUCUCGGAAGCUCCUCAACAGAUACUUGUCAUGGCUAUGUGCAAUGUCUUAUUGUGGUAAAACAAGAUGACUUUUACAAGAAUUAUUCUCGAGGUUGCUUA
Musa acuminata AAA Group (dessert banana) is the source of this 794-nucleotide messenger RNA. Its product is annotated as monothiol glutaredoxin-S6. The record is from RefSeq and is a predicted model, not a curated record. Lineage: Eukaryota; Viridiplantae; Streptophyta; Magnoliopsida; Zingiberales; Musaceae. The transcript is spliced from 4 exons. Gene Ontology annotation, molecular function: glutathione disulfide oxidoreductase activity. Gene Ontology annotation, cellular component: cytoplasm. Gene Ontology annotation, biological process: cellular response to oxidative stress. The coding region runs from base 1 to 510 and encodes 169 amino acids.